AUGCCAUGCUGGACAGCGCAGGUGGACAUGGUCCAAUGUUCUGAGUGCGCGGGGACAGCCCGCGGGAGGGGCCGCAGCCAGUGGCUCCAGAUGGACUUGCCUGGCCGUGGACGCGGGCGCUUGAUGGCCAACGGCGCGGCGCUGCUCAACGAUCUCCGCGCCAGCACGGGGGCUGCCAUUGAGCUCCCAGCAGCGCGGGAGGGGCAGCAGCUGCUCGCCUUCGGCACGCUGGAGCAGCAUCGCCGCGUGGCCGCGGGGCUGCGGGUCAUUCUGGCCGGAGGGGAUGCCGUCGCCCUAGCCGCCGAGUUGGCCGGCUCACGGUGGCCGGCGUUGCGUCUGGAGUAUGCUCAGCGAGCUCCUCGGUACUCCUGCAGCACCAGUGCGACUCCAGCAGCAUCAGCGCCGUCACCAGCUGCACCACGACCGACGAACACGACCCACGUCACGACGACGGGCGGCAACAACACCGCGGGCAGAGAGACUGGGAGGGGCGGCAGUGGCGGCGAUCCCAUAGGAGGAGAGAGGGAAGGCAGUGGAGGAAUGGCACGACUGGGAGCGAUGGAGGGCAGUGGAGAUUGA
This is a messenger RNA of Prorocentrum cordatum, 579 nucleotides long. The record is from the annotation of a GenBank genome assembly. Lineage: Eukaryota; Dinophyceae; Prorocentrales; Prorocentraceae.